Molecule: messenger RNA, 923 nt
Organism: Podarcis muralis (Common wall lizard)
Lineage: Eukaryota; Metazoa; Chordata; Lepidosauria; Squamata; Lacertidae
Source: RefSeq, a predicted model, not a curated record
AUGAUAAAAAUAAGCCAGUUUACCCUCAUUUCAACACUGGAUAAUUUAAUUGAUGAUCUUCUAGCCAUUGAAUAUGUAAAGGCAGAUAUUAAUUGCCCAGAUCUGAAAACUACUUAUAAGAAUGUGGUACAGCUCAUAAAGGUUACUUUUUCUUCUGUAGAUAUCCAUUUACACACAGAAGCACUUAUGAGUACCAUGAAUUUCCUAAAUAAUCUUCUUCCGAAACAAGAGACAAGUACAGUAGAGAUCGUCCAGGAAAAAGAAGAAAAGAAGGAAGUUCUUAAGAAACUUACUUCAAAAAAGUCAAAGUAUGAAGAUGUUUGUGAUCUCCAUGUUUGUGCAGACAUGUCCUGUUUACGCAUUUUUAUAAGAGAACAAAAAAGCUGGAUAUCUGAAAUCCGCAUUGAAGGUCUUGAUAGUGAGGUGAAGAUGAAGAAAGAAACAACUGAAGUAUCAGCAAACUUAAAGAAUAUCGUUAUUUUGGAUUGUGAUGAGGCAGCACUGCAUAAAAAGGCUCUGUAUAUUACAGGCAAAGAGGUCUUCAGUUUCAAAAUGGUGACGUACAUGUAUGCUACAAAUGACAUUUCGUAUACUGAUAUGGAAGCUGUUGACAGCCAGGUUUACUUAACUGUUGGAUGCAUUCAGAUUGUUUUUGUCAACAAAUUUGUCUCUGCUAUUUUGGUAAGCUUCCUUUUUGUUUUAGAAAAUACAAUAAGGUGAAGAGAUUGUUUUACUUAACUUAUAGUGGGAGCAAUGGUGUAGUGGAAGAGUAGUGCACCCCUGGGACUUAUUUUCGAAGUAGGUGCGAUGAUGCCAUUAGUUGGAGUGACUGACUCUCUAGAAACCUUUGUUUCUGGAUUAUUGGCAUAAAUGAAGUGAGGGAAUGGGUCCAGUUUCCUAAUCUAUGACUAUCAGCUGAUCCU